UAACUCAUUCAACGCAUGGACAUGUUAUCUAAAUAAACUUUUAUUUGAAUUGAUGACAAGAUGGCUUCCAUCCAGAUAAUUCUAAUUCUUUUGGGAUUAUCCAUUUCCAGGGCAACAGACCUGUGUACCAGUCAGUCUGGAGGCUCGUGUGUAAACAAGUACUUUAAUAGCUGUAUGUCUGGAUACUACUACUCCACCACAGGCUGUAGUAGGAACGAGGAGAUCUGCUGUAUACCUCCUAGUCGUGUACCGUCACAAACAUUACAGCCAGGUCAGUGCGGUAUACAAACCAAUGUAGGGACCAACAGGAUUGUAGGAGGGACGCCGGCGGCAGUAGGGGAAUUCCCCUGGCAGGUGUCCAUGCAGUCACAUGGUCAGCACGUGUGCGGAGGGAUAUUGAUAGCGGACCAAUGGGUGCUAACGGCUGCUCACUGCUUUCGCGAAAACAAGAAUCCCUUUGCUUGGACAGUUGUUCUAGGUGAACACGAUCGAGCAGUUCUCGAAGGUUAUGAGAAACUGGAAAAGGUUGAGACCCUCUUUAUUCAUUCUCAGUUUGACGAAACAUCAUUCACCAACGAUAUUGCCAUCGUAAAGCUAGGAGAUAGAAUUAACAUUGACGGGCAGUACGUACGAUCAGUCUGUCUACCCGGCAUGAAUGAUACAUACGAUAACAUGAUUUGUUCCAUAACCGGAUGGGGAGCUGCGUUUACUGGUGGCCACGGUACGCAUGCGCUGUACAAAGCAGAUCUACCCCUGAUUUCUAAUCAGGUCUGUUCCUACCUGAUGGACCGCACAAUCCCCGGCACGGAGAUAUGUGCAGGACAGAAACAUGGAGGAGUCGACAGCUGUCAGGGUGAUUCUGGUGGACCGUUGGUUUGUCUCAAAAAUGGAAAAUGGAAUGUGGUUGGCAUAGUUUCCUGGGGUUACUCAUGUGCGCAGGCGUACACUCCGGGAGUAUACACCCGUGUGCAAUCGUAUCUAACGUGGAUUUAUCAGGUGAUGGCGUCAUAUGGAGCUGCUACGGUACUUGGAUAACCUGUGUGUUAGGAUUUGCUGUAUUAAAAUCAGUGAUCGACAA
Mizuhopecten yessoensis (Yesso scallop) is the source of this 1078-nucleotide messenger RNA. RefSeq names its product chymotrypsinogen A-like. The record is from RefSeq and is a predicted model, not a curated record. Gene Ontology annotation, biological process: proteolysis. The transcript is spliced from 7 exons. Gene Ontology annotation, molecular function: serine-type endopeptidase activity. Bases 61 to 1035 code for a protein of 324 amino acids. NCBI's taxonomy places the organism in Eukaryota, Metazoa, Mollusca, Bivalvia, Pectinida, Pectinidae.